This is a messenger RNA of Coregonus clupeaformis (lake whitefish), 4278 nucleotides long. RefSeq names its product protein kinase C-binding protein 1. The coding region runs from base 311 to 3832 and encodes 1173 amino acids. Gene Ontology annotation, molecular function: protein binding. Lineage: Eukaryota; Metazoa; Chordata; Actinopteri; Salmoniformes; Salmonidae. The transcript has 21 exons. The record is from RefSeq and is a predicted model, not a curated record. Gene Ontology annotation, biological process: regulation of DNA-templated transcription.
CGCCCAAUCAAUGUUGAGGGAAAGAAGGGAUACCUCCAAGCCGUCUUUCAUUCCGUCCAGUCAGAUUUUUUAAAAUAUACAUAUCUUCAUUAUCGGAGCUGCUCCUGACUGCGCUGAACAAAGAUAAUUACUCAGGAAACGCUUCGGCCAAUCGGAUGCGGCCUUACAUCCCGCCUGUGAGAAAGGGGCCAGUCAGGGCCUGGCUACCAUCAGACAGGCCUGAUCGCCUUGCCUGAAGAACGGAGCCUUCCCCGGCUGAGAGUGUCCUCCAUGUUUUAUAAGUGUUGCCAUAACAGUGUGUCAGGCAGCCAUGCAUCCACAGAGUCUGGCUGAGGACGAGGUAAAGACGGAGUCGGAUGUGGUAGAGGGGAUGGAUGUGUCCAUGCGAUCCAAAGUGUCUGACCCCGGGUCAGCAGAGCGGGUGCUGGCAGCUCAGAAGAGGAAGGUGUCCAGCCCCACCCACUCCUCCAACGGCCACUACCCCUCAGACACCUCCCCCAGCCCCCUGAAGAAGAAGAAGAAACCUGGGGCGGUCCACAGCAACAACAAAGACCAGUCAGAACUAAGACAUGGUCCCUUUUACUAUGUGAAGCAGUCAUCACUCACCACAGACCCUGUUGAUGUUGUCCCGCAGGACAGCAGGAAUGACUUCUACUGCUGGCUGUGCCACCGUGAGGGCCAGGUGCUCUGCUGUGAGCUCUGCCCGAGGGUGUACCACGCCAAGUGCCUCAAACUGCCAGCAGAGCCCGAGGGCGACUGGUUCUGUCCAGAGUGUGAGAAAAUCACAGUAGCAGAGUGCAUAGAGACACAGAGCAAGGCCAUGACUAUGCUAACGAUAGAACAGCUGUCCUACCUGCUGAAGUUUGCCCUUCAGAAGAUGAAACAGCCGGGGACUGAGGCCUUCUGGAAGCCUGUGGCUCUGGAGCAGCACCCUGACUAUGCUGAGUACAUAUUCCACCCAAUGGACCUCGCAACACUAGAGAAGAAUAUGAAAAAGAAAAUGUAUGGCUGCACAGAAGCCUUCUUGGCUGACAUGAAAUGGAUCUUACACAACUGCAUCAUCUACAAUGGAGGAAAUCACAAACUAACAGCGACAGCAAAGGUUGUUGUGAAGAUCUGUGAACAUGAAGUUAAUGAAAUUGAGGUCUGUCCGGAGUGCUACCUGUCCUCGUGCCAAAAGAGGGACAACUGGUUUUGCGAGCCAUGUGGUCACCCACACCCCCUGGUGUGGGCAAAGCUGAAGGGCUUCCCCUUCUGGCCAGCCAAAGCACUGCGGGAGAAGGACGGACAGGUGGACGCACGCUUCUUCGGACAGCAUGACAGGGCGUGGGUUCCCAUUAACAAUUGCUACCUCAUUUCCAAGGAGAUUCCCUUCUCUGUGAAGAAGACCAAGAGCAUCUUCAACAGCGCCAUGCAGGAGAUGGAGGUCUAUGUGGAGAACAUCCGCAAGAAGUUUGGGGUGUUCAACUACGCCCCCUUCCGCACCCCCUACACGCCCAACAACCAGCUUCAGAUGUUGCUGGACCCGGCCAACCCCGACGCAGGGACCGUGAAGACGGAGAAACCUGACAAGAUGCGCUUCAACUUCGACAUGACCGCAUCUCCCAAGAUGCUCCUGGGCAAGAGCUCUCUGUCGAGCGGGAUGGGGCGGAGGAUCUCUCUGACGGACAUGCCUCGCUCUCCCAUGAGCACCAACUCGUCUGGACACACAGGGUCUGACGUGGAGCAGGAUGGGAUGGAGAGAGGGCCUAGAAACCCCCCAUUCCACUACAGCGCUGGGGAGGAGUCUAUGGACUAUACCGCGUCCCCUGCCUCAGUGAAGAUGGGCCAUGCAGGCAGCAUGACGGGCAGCCCCAAGCCCUUUUCCCCUGGUCUGGUGCCCAAACAGGAGAGGGCCCCGGGCACAGGCAGCAUCCUCAACCUCAACCUGGAUCGUGUGAAGGCUGAGAUGGACCUGAAGGAGCUCAGUGAGACAGUACAGCAUCAACAACAACAGGCGUCAUCACUCCUCCUCACCACCCCCAAGAGACCCAUCAGGAGCCUGGACAAGACCAUCGAGAGCUGCAAGGCCCAACUAGGCAUUGAUGAGAUCUCUGAGGACGUAUAUAAGGGUGUGGAACACAGUGACUCUGAGGAUUCCGAAAAGUCAGACUCCAGCGACAGCGAGUACCUUAGCGACGAGGAGCACAGACCGAAGAGCGCCGCCCAUGAUGACAAGGACAAAGCAGAGAGGGAGUCGAGGAAGAGGCCCAAGGCGAGCACACAGGGAGAGGACAAGGGGGCAGUCACAGGGACCAGGGAUAAAAAAAACUCUGAAGCCCUGCUCAAAGACAGACAGGGCAGCAAUGGUCCAGAGAGAGACUCCCAGGAGAAGCCCAUGAUGCCCCAGACUCAGUCCCCCACAGACAGGCCCAAGGCCCCAGAGGAGGGGAGGGCAGGCGCACCCCGGGCCCUUGCUGGCCCAGACCAGGACUCCGACUCAGAGAGGGAGCUGGUGAUUGACCUGGGUGAUGAGCAGGGGGGCAGAGACCGUAAGAGGGCCAGGAGGGAGCCAGGGGCUGUAGACGCUAAAGCCACGAAGGAGCCCCUUGGCACCAAGCUGGAAGGCAAAUUCCCCACCGCAGUGACCCCCUCUCUAGCCUCCGCCACCUCAUCCAACCCCAAAGACCCCAGUCAGCCCCUCAUCAACCCCACACUCAACCUGUCCUCCAGCACAGGCUCUGGCCAGCCCAACACGGCCUUCACCACCACCCCUGCAGCCCCGACCCCAGCCCCCACCCUCUCCUCCACAGCUGCCUCAGCCCAGUCGGCAGUGAAGAAACAGCGCCCCCUGCUGCCCAAAGAGACGGCUCAGGCAGUGCAGAGGGCAGUGGUGUGGAACCCUGCCAACAAGUUCCAGACGUCCUCACAGAAGUGGCCUGCACAGCAGGAGGAGCAGCCGGCUGGGCCAACCCAGACACAGGUUCCUGUUCCGGUCCAGGCUCCAACCCAGACGCAGGCACAGACACGCAGCCCACAACAGCUCCAGUCACAGCAGCAGUUGCAGGCAUCCUCCAGUACACGUUACCAGACCAGACAGGCAGCAAAAGCUGUGCAGCCUAAAGAUGGUCCCCAGACCUCCACCUCAUCAGUUACCUUGGUCACCUCUGGUUCCUCCUCCUCCUCUUCCUCGUCUUACCUGGCAGCAGACUUCCAGAUCCCCACAGCUUCAGCAGAUGUGGCAGCUGACAUCGCAAAGUACACCAGCAAAAUGAUGGACACGAUAAAAGGGACGAUGACAGAAAUCUACAACGACCUUUCCAAAAGCACUUCAGGAAACACGAUCGCAGAGAUCCGGCGGCUGAGGAUAGAGAUCGAAAAGCUUCAGUGGCUACAUCAGCAAGAGCUGUCGGAGAUGAAGCACAAUCUUGAGCUGACUAUGGCGGAGAUGAGGCAGAGUCUGGAGCAGGAGAGGGAGCGUCUGGUGGCGGAGGUGAAGAAGCAGAUAGAGGUGGAGAAACUGCAGGCGGUGGAUGAGACCAAGAAGAAGCAGUGGUGUGCCAACUGCAGGAAGGAGGCCAUCUUCUACUGCUGCUGGAACACCAGCUACUGUGACUACCCCUGCCAGCAAGCCCACUGGCCAGAACACAUGAAGUCCUGCACACAGUCAGCAACAGCUUCUCAGCAGGAACCAGAGGUGGAGUCAACCUCUGACCCCUCAGCCAAACCACCAGGUCACUCCUCCAGCGACCAGCCCCCCUCUGGUACAGCAUCUGCCCCCACAGACAAAGGCCCCUCUCCUACCUGCAGCGUGGACAAGUGCAAGGACAAUGCCUGUGUUACUGUGCCCUAACCACUACACUGCACUCACACAUUUUUACUCUACAAUCCUACAUUCUGUUAAAUGUAUGUAUCUGUCGGAAUGGGACUAGAGGAUAUGUACAAUAGACCAAGCCUCUCUGCGACCAACUAAUCUGGGAAUGUCGAGCGAAUCUCAGUAUGACCACAGAGGCAUUAAAACCACCAGACACCCUCACCCUCUCCUAGUCAGGCUCAGGGCUUUUAAAUGCCAUGUACACUCCUUGCAUGAAGGCCUGCUCCUCUGUGAUUCAGCUGACUCGUCCCCUGUCUCUCGUUUUGUUCAAUGUCUGCUUCGUGAUCCGAUGUUUCAAGCCAUCCUUCAUCAUCCUCAGAAAGUCUAUGCGCUAGACUGGAGGAUUCACUUACAUUGGCUUGCGAAAGUAUUCACCCCCCUUUUUAUAAUAUUUUCCUAUUUUGUUGCCUUACAACCAGGAAUUA